UCGAGGACGCGCAAGGGGCUAAAGAGGGAUGUCUGAAUGGGUAGUGUCUUCUCGUGUCGAGGUCGCGGUAGCCAGGUGAACGCCGGUUCGAUCCUUGAUCGCGUGAUCAGUCAAGCAAGCGACGAGGAUCAAUGUCUAUUGUAUCGUCUGGCUAAUUACAAAAAGGGUGGCGAGCUGAUCGAGUCGUACAAUCAAGGGGGCCAGGCCGAGGUGGAAAAAUUGAUCAGGGAACAGUUCGGUAUCCUGAUGUACGCGGACGGGAAGGGUCAGGUGAUCAAUCGGGCCGAGUACCUGCGUUGGAAAUUCAGAGACCUCGAGCAGGUUGUGCUGCCCAUCGAGGCUUCUUUGUCACGGUUCGAUCCUUUGGCUCAAUGGAACGAUCACGAGGCAUGCUGGCAGAUGCAAUACAGAGGCUCGCUGGGAGAGACUCUCCUGCAUGUUCUGAUUAUAUGCGAUACCAGGAUACACACGCGAGUGGCGCGUAUUCUGCUCAAGUGCUUUCCACGAUUGGCCAUUGACGUUGUCGAGGGCGAGGAAUACCUGGGCGCUAGCGCGUUGCAUCUCGCGAUCGCGUACAACAAUAAUGAACUGGUGCAAGACCUCGUGGAGGCUGGCGCCAUCAUUUCUCAGCGGGCGAUAGGCAGCUUUUUCCUGCCUAGGGACCAGCAGCGAAUGAAUCCGGCUAAGAAUACGGAUUACGAGGGAUUAGCCUAUCUGGGAGAGUAUCCCCUCGCCUGGGCCGCUUGCUGUGCAAACGAGAGCGUUUACAACUUAUUACUAGACUCUGGCGCUGAUCCCGACGAGCAGGACUCUUUUGGAAACAUGAUAUUGCAUAUGGUCGUGGUUUGCGAUAAAUUGGACAUGUUCGGGUAUGCCCUUCGUCAUCCGAAGCUUCCUGCUCGCAAUGGGAUCGUGAAUGCCGCCGGACUGACCCCAUUGACGCUAGCCUGCCAGCUGGGUCGCGCAGAGGUCUUUCGGGAGAUGUUGGAACUGUCUGCACGAGAAUUCUGGCGCUACAGUAAUAUCACCUGCUCGGCGUACCCCCUGAAUGCACUCGACACGCUGUUACCUGACGGCAGAACAAACUGGAACUCCGCGCUAUUUAUCAUUCUGAACGGUACGAAGGAGGAGCACUUGGACAUGCUGGACGGUGGUAUUAUUCAGCGAUUACUCGAGGAAAAAUGGAAGACCUUUGCGCGGUUGCAGUUCUUGAAGCGGUUGAUCAUCCUGGUGUUCCAUUUGACGUCGCUGUCACUGGCCGUAUACCUAAGGCCUUCAUACGCGGACACUACGCUCCUGAAAUGGCCGGAAGAAAUCACGGAAGUCGGCCGCACGAUCGCGGAGUGCAUCACGGUGCUGGGUGUGCUGAGCUACAUUCUGGUGCAGCUAGGCGGCGAAAUCGUCAACAUCGGUCUUCUAUCGUUCAUGAAACAGUUGAGUCACGAGCCCGCCAAGCUCAUAUUCUUGAUCAGCAACCUGCUCAUACUGGCGUGCAUUCCAUGUCGUCUUGCUGGUAAUAGGCAUGCGGAAGACGCGAUACUCGUGGUUGCUGUUCCCGGCUCUUGGUUCCUCCUCAUGUUCUUCGCUGGGGCCAUCCGACUGACGGGACCAUUCGUCACCAUGGUUUACAGCAUGAUAACAGGAGACAUGCUGACCUUCGGGAUAAUCUACAUGGUGGUGCUGUUCGGCUUCUGCCAGUCGUUCUACUUUUUGUACAAAGGCUUCCCGGGAGUGAAAUCAUCCCUCUACAGUUCCUAUCACUCGACCUGGAUGGCACUGUUUCAGAUAACCCUCGGCGAUUAUAACUACGCGGACCUCAGUCACACUACCUACCCAAACCUGUCGAAGAUGGUGUUCGCCAUAUUCAUGGUGCUGGUCCCCAUACUGCUGCUGAACAUGCUGAUCGCUAUGAUGGGCAACACUUACGCGCACGUGAUCGAGCAGAGCGAGAAGGAAUGGGUGAAGCAAUGGGCGAAAAUCGUGGUCUCCUUGGAGCGUGCCGUGUCGCAGAAAGAUGCGCAGAAUUAUUUGCAAGAAUAUAGCAUUAAACUGGGACCUGGAGAUGACCCGAACAACCCUGCCUCGGAGCAGCGAGGAGUUCUGGUUAUUAAAAGUAAAUCGAAAACCAAGGCGAAGCAACGCAAAGGCGCGGUGGCUAAUUGGAAGCGCGUGGGCAAGGUGACCAUAAACGAGUUGAAGAAACGAGGUAUAACAGGCGAGGAGUUGCGACGAGUUAUGUGGGGUCGAGCUUCUUUUUCCACGCCUGUUAGAGUAAGUCCAAACGUAGCGGAGCCUCAAGUUUCCGUGGUGACCGCCGGUUUUGGGGACGCGUUGACCGCAGCGUUGGACGUGAUGGCGUUUGCCCACGAUCUCGACUUGGCCACUGCCACGGAAGGAAUUCCAUCCAACAUCGACUCGAAGCAGUCCAAGUCGAAGACUACCGACAAGGACCAAACGAAAUUGACAGCGAAUAAUCAGGAGAAAUUGACGAUAGGCGUUCAGCCGCAGCAGAAACCCUCUAUGGAAAAUGCAGAUCACUUGGCGAACGAUCCUGAGGAUAUCAACAAGAUAUCCAGCGAACCUAAGACCGUUCACGAGCUUAAUAUGAAGAACGCCAGUCAUUCAAGGCAGAUCGAGGAUUUUCAGGAUCCGCUUUUGGAACUUGUGAUUGCUUCCGAAAAUACGAGUGAUGCUGGCACGUUGUUGGAAAUAGCAGAACGCGCAGCGGCGGAUUUCGAGACUGGAGCCAGUUCGAAAAUAAAUUUACAAAUUUUGGAGCAAUUCACGAUGACCAAGAUACCCAUGGAAGAAAAAGUCACCGUCAGGAAAAAGCAAUAUUUCGUCGAGUCGAGUGAUAACGAUUUUGGCGGCGACAACCUGCUCGGAACCGAGGCCCGUCUACGUAGAAUAAGAUCAGCGAACAACAGAUUUAUCACGACACGGAGACGGUCGCGGCACGCCGACGACGACCUGUCAUCCACGUCUUCCACAUCCGUCGACAGAAAUCCCCAAUACCAGCCAUUGCUCAACGGCCCUGAGGACUCGUCGAACCGUCAAAUCGAAAGUCGGGACAGUUCCAUCGAGGCAAUUAAGCCGCAAGUAAAGCAGAACGAGCUAUGCGACUCGGCGAAGGCCAAGGCUCAGAAGCGGCGACCGAAAACGGCCAGGAACAGGGUGUCCCCGAAGGAAACAGAGGAUACUGGCCCGAGGAGAAGAGAAUCGAUCGAGCGGAAUAAGGCGGUUUCGCCGUCGACGUCGCCCACGGAUCCGCUCGAGCCAUGGAGCACACGCGGCAUUAAGGACAUGAACACGAUAUUGGCCUGGGAAGAGAACGCGCCGGACAGUCCUUAACGAAACUUUACGAUAUUAUGCGCCGUGUACCUCCGGCUGGCUGCCCGACCGACAAAAUGGCGCCGUUCUUGCCGCCAUUUCGCGACGGAUGUCCGGACCCGGCCACGGGGCAGCUUGGACCGCUCGAAACUCCGGAUUCGAGGAUGUAACGGCUUUUUCGAGGGAUCAGUGGUAACUUUGGCAAUGUCGAAGGAGACGUGUGCUUGUCAACGGCCAAUAUUUUUGUUGGGAACCAAAAAUUUUACCGAAGCUUUGAGUUGGAACGAAAUUGUGGCAAUCGAUGAUAAUUUGUAACGGGAUAC
Messenger RNA from Eufriesea mexicana, 3653 nucleotides. RefSeq names its product transient receptor potential cation channel subfamily V iav (gene iav). Gene Ontology annotation, molecular function: calcium channel activity; protein binding. The record is from RefSeq and is a predicted model, not a curated record. Gene Ontology annotation, biological process: calcium ion import across plasma membrane. The transcript has 13 exons. Bases 37 to 3351 code for a protein of 1104 amino acids. Lineage: Eukaryota; Metazoa; Arthropoda; Insecta; Hymenoptera; Apidae. Gene Ontology annotation, cellular component: plasma membrane.